This is a messenger RNA of Tremella mesenterica DSM 1558, 849 nucleotides long. RefSeq lists its product as uncharacterized. The record is from RefSeq and is a predicted model, not a curated record. The transcript has 5 exons. NCBI's taxonomy places the organism in Eukaryota, Fungi, Basidiomycota, Tremellomycetes, Tremellales, Tremellaceae. The coding region runs from base 1 to 849 and encodes 282 amino acids.
AUGUCAUACCCAUCCAUCAUCUCACAACCAGGUUCAGCAGAACGAAACCUUUUUCCAAUUCUUGAAGCUUUAAAACCUCUUCUUUCUUUUCAAGAUCUUGUUUCAUCCCCCGAGCUCCCCAUAUCUCCCCUUCAUACCACCCACAUAGAGUCUAGUCACAAUACUGAAGAAUCUGGACCUUCGACAAGUUCUUUCAAUCUGGAUACCAUAAAUAAAACAAGAUCGUCAUUGCGGAAUCACGAUUUAUCACGGACGUCAGGAACAAAGCAAGAUGAGGAGAGAAAGAAGAGGAAACUAUUAGAGAUAGCUUCAGGUGAACAUAUACCUUUUCUAGCUAAGAUAUGGGGACAAGUUGAAUGGUAUGGUUCAGUAAGAGAUAUAGUUGAAUUGAGAAAAUUGGAAUCAUACCUCGCACAUCAUGGGGAUAUUCCAAACCUUUUACCGAUCCGGAUACUAGAUAUCAGUUCUGAACACCAUUGGGAGGGUUUAAGAGAUGAUCUUCAAGGAGAGAUGUUUGAAGGUGUUUUAAUCAUAAACUUGAUUCAUUGUCUUCCACCUGAAUCACCUGAAAAUAUAUUCCGCCAACUCUCUCCCUUUACACAACCUAGACUUCUAGGACCAUUCGGUUGGAUAUCGGUAUAUGGACCUUGGUUAACUGACGACGGUCUGUUCAGAUCGGAAAAUGACGAAAAGUUCGACCGUACACACCUCAAAUCUCAACACCCAUCCCUCGGUCUUCGCUCCAUCACUUCCAUCGAUACUCUCGCACGGAAAUGGGGUUUUGGACCGAGCGAAAGACGUGAGAUGCCUUCUGGUAAUACUUGGGUGGUCUGGCGAGCUGGAUGUUGA